Linepithema humile (Argentine ant) is the source of this 2712-nucleotide messenger RNA. RefSeq names its product villin like protein quail (gene qua). Gene Ontology annotation, cellular component: actin cytoskeleton; cytoplasm. Gene Ontology annotation, molecular function: actin filament binding; phosphatidylinositol-4,5-bisphosphate binding. The record is from RefSeq and is a predicted model, not a curated record. Gene Ontology annotation, biological process: actin filament severing; barbed-end actin filament capping; actin polymerization or depolymerization. Lineage: Eukaryota; Metazoa; Arthropoda; Insecta; Hymenoptera; Formicidae.
UGCUGAUUUUACGGCAAUUACGAAAACCUGCUCGAGCUAACUUGAGUAUUUUAUCAUUGCUCCGGAUAUAAAACUGCUAAAUACGCAAGUUGAGUCGAUUCAAUAUUGAUUUAUCGCUGCUUCGCGACAUAAAAUUAUUUUUAUGCGAGAAGGAAAGCGCGAUUAGGAAAGUUCAUCGAGGAAUCUUUAAGGAACUGAGUUUUAUUAACGAUUGUGGAUGAAUAUGACGAGCGUGCUGUAUCCUGAAGGUUUUACUACCAUCCCGCAGGACGACAGGAGCUAUCGCAGCGAUGAUUCCGGCGGCGAGGUCUUCAGGAACAUCCCGAAAAACAGCAGCACUUUUCGAGUUUGGAAAAUCGAGGGUCUGCGCGCGACAGCUGUCACCGGAAGCAACAUGGGCCUCUUCCUCUCCGAAUCGGCGUACAUCGUCUACGCUGUGUCGGCGAAGGACGGCGCUCUUCCCUAUCCGGGCAUGCCGAUCAAGGAUCUGAAGGAUAACACGGCGGUGCGCGCCGUUCACUUCUGGAUCGGCAGCAAAUGCGACUCGACGGCGUCGGGCGCCGCGGCGCUCCGCGCCGCCGAGCUCGACUCGCAGGUGUCGGCGAUGAUCCUGAUGCGAGAGGCGCAGGGCCGCGAAAGUCCCCGUUUUCUCGCGUACUUCCGGCAACGAUUGGUCAUCGAGAAUCUGCAUUUCGAGUCGCCCGCUUGCAGUCUACAUCGAGUCUCCGGAGUCGCUGUUCCGAUUCUGACGGAGCUCGAGAGGGUCCAUUGGGAGCACUUCACCUGCCGCGACGUUAUCCUGGUGGACAUUCGCGCAAAAGGCGUCGUCUUUCUGUGGCUGGGAUCUUUGUCGGAUCCGUUGCACAAACGGCACGCCGCGAGCCUUCUGGAGUCUCAGAAGGAGAACAACAACGGUCGCGUGGUGGUAGUCGAAGACGGCUACGAGCAGACUCUCCCCGGCGACGACAGGGAGCUCUUCAGCAGCGUGCUGAAUCCCACAGGACGCGUGGUGGCGCCCGAUCGCCAGCAUCGCGUGAAUCCACCGAGCCCCAUCAAGCUGUACAAGUGCAGCGAGCAGUCCGGCAAGUACAAGGUCGCCGAAUUAAAAUCAGGACCGAUCCUUCGGAGCGACCUGACCUCCGCUUCCGUCUACCUGGUUGACCGCGGCGAAGCCGGUGUCUGGGCCUGGGUGGGCCGCGACGUGAACGCCAGGGAGAGACUGGAGGCCGUCAGGAAUGCGCGGGGCUUCGUCAAGAAGAAAAACUACACCGACAGCAUGCCGGUGGCCCGCGCGGCGGAAGGUUACGAACCGGCGGAGAUGAAGGCACUACUGCGGGGCUGGGAGCCCUCAAAGACGAGGCCGCUGACCUUGCCGACGAGCUUCGAGCCUGAUUACAUGAAUGAGAGGCCAAGGAUGGCGGCCGAGUGUCAGCUGGUGGACGACGGCUCGGGGGAGAGGACUUUAUGGAGGGUCGAGCAGAAAGAAGGCAUGGUACAGGUGGAAGAUGACCGAGGAAUCUACUACGCCGAAGCCUGCUACGUGAUGCUGUACAAAUACGGACAAGGACGAAGAAGUCGAACUAUCAUUUACUGCUGGGAAGGGGUUCACUCUGUCAAAGUGGAUCGAGAUGCAGCUUUGACAGCAGCUUGCCGUUUGUCCGAAGAAGCAAACGCGCAAUUAGUGAGAGCAUCCCAGGGCAGAGAACCGCCUCAUUUAUUACAAAUCUACGACGGAAAGCUGAAAAUACUCGCCGGACGUCAUCGCAAUUCACCUCCGAAGAAAUACCUGAUCAGAGUAUUCGGUUCCACGCCGUACACGUCGAAGGCCGUGGAACGGCCGUUGCGAGCGAGCAGCCUGGAUUCCAGCGCGGUGUUCAUCCUCUUCUCCGGCGUGCCGGUCGUCUGGUGCGGCGGCAAGAGCACCGGCGACGCUCGACAAGCGUCGCGACGCCUUGCACCUAGAAACGCUCCUCUCGUCACCGAGGGCAAAGAAGGUGACGACUUCUGGGUCGAACUCGGAGGAAGAGGUACAUACAGUACAGAAACCGAGGAGGUGGGCGAAGAGCUCGACAAGCAUCUGUUCCAAUGCCGCACCGAAAACGGUCUCUUCGUGGGCGAGCAGGUUCUCGGAUUCCGGCAGAACUCCUUGAUACCGGAAGCCAUCUGGCUACUGGAUGCCGGUAGCGUGAUCUGGAUAUGGAUAGGCAAGUUCUCCACGCCGAGGACGCUGCAGGAAUGCGUGGAGGACGCUACUAUAUACCUCUACAUGCAUCCUGCGGGUCGCAAUCGCAAUACAACCAUUUCCGUAAUCAAGCAAGGUUUCGAGCCGGCUACCUUCAUCGGCCUGUUCGAUAAUUGGAAUCACAACUUGCUGAGGGACUACAAACCAUUCGAGGCGUUCUGCGCCCUGUUGGAUGACAGAGACCAAUCGGCGAGAACGCUGCAAACAGUUUCGAAAGCUGCUACGGAUUUCGAUAAUUACAUCAAGUAUCCGCCGGCAGUGCUGAAGAGCGAUCCCGAGAACUUGCCGGCCGGAGUCGACGUGCAACGCAAGGAGAUGCACUUGACUUAUGACAAUUUCAUCGCAAUUUUCAAGAUGGAGCCCGCGGAAUUCGAGAAACUGCCAACCUGGAAGAGGCAGCGACUCAAGCAGGCCGCCGGACUCUUUAACGGUUUUUUUUUUGCACAAUUUAACGUUUAGAAAUUGCACAC